Neltuma alba is the source of this 943-nucleotide messenger RNA. RefSeq names its product transmembrane protein 205. The transcript has 3 exons. Bases 83 to 724 code for a protein of 213 amino acids. The record is from RefSeq and is a predicted model, not a curated record. Lineage: Eukaryota; Viridiplantae; Streptophyta; Magnoliopsida; Fabales; Fabaceae.
UGAAGCAGAAUUUAGCCUGUGGUCGACUAGAGAAGAUCAGAAGAAGAGGAGGAGGGAAAGAGGUUGUCUGUCGUCGUCUGAGAUGGCUUGGCUCACGCGAUUCUUGGCGGCUGUUGCUUUCUUAGCCAUCGGAGUUAUAUUCUCCCCUGAAAUCUUUGGAUCAAAAUCGAACGCUUCCCAUUCCAUCAAACUGUCAACCUACCUCAAAUUGGCGCAUCUCCUCAGCUUCUCCACGGCUUUUGGUGCCGCUCUAUGGGUCACCUUCAUCGGCGGAAUUAUCAUGUUCAAGAAUCUCCCGAGGCAUCAGUUUGGUAACCUGCAGAGCAAGAUGUUUCCGGCAUAUUUCUCAAUGGUCGGUAUCUGUUGUGCAAUAUCGGUGGCGUCGUUUGGGUAUCUACAUCCUUGGAAAUCUUCGUCCACUGCUGAAAGAUACCAACUUGGCUUCUUGCUUUCGUCAUUCGCAUUUAAUCUUGCUAACUUGUUUGUCUUUACGCCGAUGACUAUCGAGUUGAUGAGGCAAAGGCAUAAAGUAGAGAGAGAGAAUAAUAUUGGAGAAGAAAUUGGUUGGUCAAAAAAUGUUGAAGUCGCAAAGAAGAAUCCAAAGCUUGCUGCCAUGAAUAAAAAAUUUGGAAUGAUUCAUGGAUUAUCUUCCCUUGCCAAUAUCAUGUCAUUUGGCGGCCUUGCUAUGCACUCUUGGUACUUGGCAGGUAAAAUGGAUCUUUGAUCCAGUUUCUGCUUCCCUUUCUGUGGAGGAUUGUCGAGCUCAUAAGUUGUUAUUUUAACUAAGCCGCUGCUUGUUUUCUGGCAGUAUAAGAUGGAAAGAUUUAGGAUAUUUAUGUAAUUUCUGAAAAUAUGCUGUGGAAGUAUCACAGGACAUUGCUCCAAGAGAAUAUUGUAAUGCUCUAUGAAAACACUGGAAUUAUUCGGCUUCGCAGGGAAAUAA